AUGACAGAAGAUAAGAGAUUUAGCAUCUCCAUCGUCUUGAUUGAUAACGACGGACGACGCAUCGUUCCCGAAUUUGUCACUCCAUUGGUUCAACAAUUGAAGCCUAACAGUGAAGAUGUUAAUGUUGACAUUCACUUCGAAGAUGGUCAAUUGACUAUUCAACGAAAUGACAUAUCGAAGAUUUUAUUUCGACGACCACCUUAUUGUCCAUUUACAAAUCUUUAUUUUCAAAAUAAUUCUUCAAUCAUUUCGGUUAAUCCAUCAAAUGCCAUUAUGGUGGGUGUUGUGAUACUUUUUGAAUGUCAUGAUAGUCGUGUUCUUUUAACGAGACGUGCGAGUCAUAUGCGAACGUAUCCAUCGUGCUGGGUGUGUCCUGGUGGUGGAGUCGAACGAAAUGAAACAUUAAUCCAAGCGGGUAUUCGCGAGCUGAGCGAAGAAGUUGGUAUCGAAGUCAGUGAGCGUGAACUAGACACAUCGCGAGUCCUGGGUUUAUGGGAGUCAUCGUUUCCAGUCGAUCUUUCGCAUGGUCUUCCGCGUCGUCAUCAUAUUGUGAUAUACAUACACGUUCGUUCUUCGAGAACAAGCGAAGAAAUCUCAGUUAAAGUUGAUCCGAAUGAAGUCGAUGCGUAUACAUGGCUUUCAUACGAACAGAUUCAUGAUAUUUCAAAGCGUACAAAUUCCGAUCCGUCUCGUACUUUUAAUGCGCACAUCUACACGACAGGAAGUAACGAGCUGUUGUUUGACUUACUCGCAACCAGUGAUUUCAAUCAGAAGGAAAAUCUUACCAGUGGUACACGUUUUGCACUUGAACAACUAUACCUUCUUCAAUCAUAA
Messenger RNA from Adineta ricciae, 834 nucleotides. Lineage: Eukaryota; Metazoa; Rotifera; Eurotatoria; Adinetida; Adinetidae. The record is from the annotation of a GenBank genome assembly.